AUGCCUUGGCACAGACUGAGGACAGAGGGACACAGACAGAGUGGAUUAUCAGAAUCCUCUUUGUUAUGGGAGCCAUCAUCAGCCUCUCACAGCAGCCAAAACAAAGCCCCCAAGUCCUCUGAAGCUCAGGAUGAUGGAAACCAAGCAACUAUCUGGACCAGUAACUCACUGAGGUCCCAGCUGGAAGAGAGCAGGAGGAGAACGAGGCAGCUGCAGGAAGAAGAAACAUUGUCAGACCAGAGGCUCCAAACACUGAGGCAGCUUUAUCCGGUUCAAAAUGAGAUACCAUCUGUUGAAGGCAGGAAGGAUACAACUGUCUCUCCUUUAGAUCCAGAGACAGAUCAGCAGAGGAGGAUGGUCACUGAGCAGUUAAAGAAUCUGUUUAAGGAGCGAGAAGGAAAAGAGGUGGAAACGGUUGACAACAGAUUAGCUGCAGGUCAAAAUGCACCCUCCUCACCAGAAGACCGGUCCCAAACAUCUAAGGGUGUAAGGAAUUCAGUGGACAGGAGGAUCUGGCAGCAUGGUUCAGGUUUAAUGCCAGUGUUUGAGGAGGAUGAAGAGGAGUGUGACUGUCCAGGAGGGGAGGAGGCUCAUGUUGAGGAAAACUGGCUCAACCAAAGCCAACAGAUGUCAACUAUGACUGCAGUUAUCUGCAAACUGAAGGCAAAAAAUGAAAAUCUGCUGCCAGCAACACUAAGGUGCAAACCAAUCCAGGACUGCCCUCUUACUGCAAAAAACAAGACUGCUCUCGGUUCAGAUGUGACCGACCUGCAGCAGAUCAAGCCCCCUUUGCUCUAUCCUGAUGGAUUAUUCCUGGCUGAGCUGGUAGAUAUCUGUAGCCCAGAUGAAGAGGAGGAAGGAGACAAAUGAGGUGUUUGUGCUGAACCAGCUAACUUUGUGCCUUAUAGCUUUAAAUGUUUUACUCAAAAUAAAUGUAAGGACUAACUUAUUUCAGCAAUUUAAAGACACAAUGAUGUUAAGGUUAUACUUGAUAGAUGCUUUUACCUCAGAUGACACUGUUAA
Messenger RNA from Trematomus bernacchii (emerald rockcod), 1023 nucleotides. RefSeq lists its product as uncharacterized. NCBI's taxonomy places the organism in Eukaryota, Metazoa, Chordata, Actinopteri, Perciformes, Nototheniidae. The coding region runs from base 1 to 870 and encodes 289 amino acids. The record is from RefSeq and is a predicted model, not a curated record. The transcript has 9 exons.